AUGAGGUUGUGUCGGCUGCUGUGUCUGCUGCUGGCGGUGACACUGGUCGGGGGCUGGCCCGGCCAAGUCCCCGGAGAAGCAGCAGUCAGCAGUGAUGAUGCCGGACAUCAGGUGGCCCUGCAAGCCGAGAUGAUAGAAGCGGAAGCUGUCAGUGAGGCGCCGACCAACAGCGACAGCCACAGCCCGCAGUCCACGCCGCAGGAAGUGGCUCCCGAACCCGUGAUCCCGGCCUCGGAUUCGGCCUCUGACUACGCCGACACCCCGAGCAGCGCGAUGCCGGCCUCUGACUACGCCGGCCUUCCGGACAGCAUCACCGAAGGCGCGUCGCCACAGAAGAGCGGCAGUCUGGGCCAGACCGGCAUCGACUUCGGCGCCGGUAUCGAGGUGACGCCGCUGCGUCCCGGUCAGUCGGGCCACCACAACCCGUUCGCGCCCGACUACAAGCCGCCGCCGGAGCUCAGCCAGGCGUGGGAGCUGACCGGUGGCCGUCCGCCGGCACCGGCACCGACGGACACCCAGAGGCCUCCCAACAGACCCUUCACUCAGGUACCGCCCAACAGACCGCCAGCCCAGAAACCGACCAACAUCAACAGGCCGUUUUCUCAGAAACCUGCCAACAAGCCGUUCGCCCAGAAACCUGUAAAUAAGCCGUUUGCUCAGGUCCCUGCCAACAGGCCGUUUUCCCAGAAGCCCGUCAACAAGCCGUUCGCUCAGGUACCUGCCAACAAGCCAUUUCCUCAAACGCCAUUUAACCCAAAGCCUAUCACCCAGCGGCCGGCACAGCGUCCUUCCAAUCCGUUCUUAGAAGACCCGUCGGAACACAAACCAGCGGUGGAGGAACCGGCAGCUUUGGCGGAAGCAGUAGCGGUGGAGGCAGCAACUUCGGAGGGGGAAGUGGCGGUGGGGGCAGCAGCUUCGGAGGAGGAAGUGGCAGCGGAGGCAGCAACUUCGGUGGAGGAAGUGGCAGCGGAGGCAGCAACUUCGGAGGGGGAAGUGGCGGUGGGGGCAGCAGCUUCGGAGGAGGAAGUAGCAGCGGAGGCAGCAACUUCGGAGGAGGAAUUGGUGGUGGAGGCAGCAACUUCGGAGGGGGAAGUGUCGGCGGAGGCAGCAACUCCGGAGGGGGAAGUGGCGGCGGAGGCAGCAACUUCGGAGGGGCAAGUGGCGGUGGGGGCAGCAGCUUCGGAGGAAGUGGCGGUGGAGGUAGCAGCUUUGGUGGAGGCACUGGCAGCGGAGGCAGCAACUUCGGUGGAGGAAGUAGCAGCGGAGGUGGAGGAAGUGGCAGCAGUUUCGGAGGAACUGGCGGUGGAGGUAGCAGCUUUGGUGGAGGAACUGGGGGUGGAGGCAGCAACUUCGGAGGAGGAAGUGGCGGUGGAGGAAGCAACUUCGGAGGAGGAAGUGGCAGCGGAGGCAGCAGCUUCGGGGGAGGAAGUGGCAGCGGAGGUGGAGGAAGUGGCAGCGGAAGCAGCAACUUUGGAGGAGGAACUGGCGGCGGAGGUAGCGGCUUCGGUGGAGGAAGUGAGGGUGGAAGCAGCAGCUUCGGAGGAGGCAGUAGCGGUGCGAGCAACAACUUUGGAGGAGGCAGUAGCGGUGGAGGAAGUGGCGGUGGAGGCAGCAACUUCGGAGGGGGAAGUGGCAACGGAGGCAGCAACUUCGGUGGAGGGAGUGGCAGCGGAGGUAGCAACUUCGGUGGAGGGAGUGGCAGCGGAGGCAGCAACUUUGGAGGUGAAAGUGGCGGUGGGGGCAGCAGCUUCGGGGGAGGAAGUGGCAGUGGAGGCAGCAACUUCGGUGGAGGCACUGGCAGCGGAGGCAGCAGCUUCGGAGGAGGAAGUAGCAGCGGAGGUGGAGGAAGUGGCAGCAGCUUCGGUGGAGGAAGUGGCAGCGGAGGCAGCAGCUUUGGUGGAGGAACUGGGGGUGGAAGCAGCAACUUCGGAGGAGGAACUGGUGGCGGAGGUAGCAGCUUCGGAGGAGGAAGUGGAGGUGGAGGCAGCAAUUUCGGCGGGAGCACAGGUAGUGGAGGCGGCAGCUUAGUUGGCGGCAGCACUGGGGGCGGCGAAGGUUCGGCCGGCGCCGUCAGCGAGCACGUGGUGCUGCGCUGUCCGGGCCC
Molecule: messenger RNA, 2104 nt
Organism: Amphibalanus amphitrite
Lineage: Eukaryota; Metazoa; Arthropoda; Thecostraca; Balanomorpha; Balanidae
Exons: 3
Coding region: 1-2028 (675 amino acids)
Source: RefSeq, a predicted model, not a curated record